CGUUUCACUAUAGUCAGCAUACAGAGAAGAGCGAACGAUUGACUAUACGUGGUCUCUGGCUAAGCGAGCACUACUCCGGUCUCCGGUGUUCCCGUUUUUCGAGGGAAGGCUUCGAGCUUCGUUCUGCCCGCUCUUUCGCUCGGUCGCGAGCGAGCGCGCGCGCAUUCGACUCGACUCGACUAGGCUCGCACUCGCACAUCCGCGCUUCGAAAUAGACGGUCGAGACUGCGAGAGACGGAGAGAGGGAGAGAGAAAGAGAGACGAGAUACGUGCAGAGACAGGCGAGCGAGGCGAGCGUGUACACAGCCAUCGAACGCGGUGAUUCGUACGGAGGCGGACGUGCGAUAGAGCGUAACCGAGGCCGUUUCUCGCGAAGGAAAAAGACUGUACGCGAGGCGACGCGACUCGACGCGAUUUGUGCAUCGCGUUGUCCUCGUCGUGUUCUCGUGGUUGCCGAGAGCAUCGUCGAUGAAACCGUCGGCGGGAGUUUACCGACGUUCGAGCGUGGACUCUUGCCGCCGUAGUGGAGACCGUCGGGAGACAAGAACGUUGAGAACGGUUACAUGGAAUCCGUCGGUAUACCGUGUUCUGGCAGACGAGAGGAUCGGAGACGUUGACGAGUAAAUAGAGCGAGAAAGGGCGAGAGAGCAACGCACGUACCCUGCGGAACGCGCGCGUACAGUCUCGUUGCGGCCGAUCGAAGCACGCGAGAACCGUGUGUAUUCCGAGAGAGUUGAUUCGGUAAAUCGUCGGUGCAUACGUGCGACGUGCGACGUGCGUGUACGAGAGCCGAGCGGUGGGGGAAGACCGUCUUUGCUUCGCGGACAUCCGGCGGGGAAUCCGCACGCAUUCGCAUUCUCAUUCGUACGAGAGCCUCUCUCGUCGGACCGAGGGAGAAAAGGAGAGAGGAAGGAUCUGGCGCCGAGGGAAACACAGUGGUCUCGAGUUCUCGGGAGACCGAGGGAAAGAGAAACAGAGAGAAAGAAAGGAGGUUCCGAGUGUUCCCGGCUCCCGUAUCUUGAGCGUUCUCCUUUCCGACGAGCCUAUAUGAGCUCAGAACGCCGAACCGCUUGAACGACAAUAAUAUAAAAGUAUCACCGUUGUCGUCGUCGUCGAUAACCUUAUUUUCGUAACGUCGAUUCCCGUGUGUGUCCGUCCGCACACAACCGUCGAAAUUUUCGGUACGAAUAAUAAGGGUGGUGAAAAGAGGUGGAAGGACGUGGCGGAAGAGAAACAGAGACGGAAAGAGAAAGAGAACGAUCGCGUCAACGAGGGGGAACCGUCAACGAGGAAGGAAGAGCAAGCGAGAGAAAGAGCGAGAGAGCAAUACACGCCGAGUGGUGCUGCUCCCUAUUGGCGACGUCGAGUCGCGCUCCCCACCCGGGACAGUCGAACGAGGUCCGAAGGCGAGUUCUCGGCGUGUAACUACGGUGAUUUUCCCUUACGAGAGUGUACGCACGAGACCUCGUAGCUGAACAGAGCUUCUCGUACCCGCGUAAACAUUGUCACGGCGUGUUCGAUUUCACGCGGAUACACCGGUAAAUAUCGUUUCGGUGACGUCGUUCUUGGGAGCACGAAGGAGAUACCUUUACGUAGAAAUCGAAAAACGAACGAAAGGAAGAAGAACGUCGAUCGGACAGAGAGAAAACGGUGGUGCCAGUGCGAAACUACUCGUCGCGUCUCGCUGAAUCUCUUUGAUCCGGACACGCGUUCGAGACACUGCGUGUGUGCAGACCGAUCGUGAACGCGUCCCACGCGUGUGUCGCGUAUCACCGCCGCCGGUGAAACCGAGAGAAUUCGAACGAGGCAGAGGGUAAAAUAGGAUUUCUCGCGUGGUCGGUCCUCUCCCGAGGCACGCGCGGAGAGGGGUGCACCAUCGGAUCGCGAGAGAGGGAGCGUGCACCGACGGUGAGCGAGGACAACACACACAGCACACAUCGGAACAGCGGCGAACCGUGUGUGAGGUGCGGUGAGGAGAGGAAAAGAGAAGGAGGGACACACUCGGAGAGGAAAGGAAAGAAACCGCCGGAGUCCGAGAUACGCGGCUUCGUAGAGGAUAGAAGAUCAGCAAGGGUAGGAGGGAGCGAGACGGAGCACGCGUACGAACGAGCGACGGAGACGGGCAUAACGUGCGGAGGCGCUGCUGCUGCGCCCCAACGGCCGUUCCGAGAAGCUCAGUUAUCACAAUGGCUUCCGUGAAAGACACAGCGACUUUCUUCGCGGAGGGUACCGCGAAUCAGUUCGAACACGUCCUCAAGCUUUAUCCGCAGGCGCUCAGACUGAAGGCGGAUCGCAAGACGAAAAAACCCGAGGAGCUGAUCAAGUUGGACAACUGGUACCAAAAUGAGCUUCCAAAGAAGAUCAAGUCCCGCGGCAAGGACGCCCAUCUCAAUCACGAGGAGCUGGUGCAAACGAUGAAGUGGAAGCAGAUACGUGGCAAAUUCUACCCCCAAGUGUCCUACUUGAUCAAAGUGAACACGCCUCGCGCAGUCAUGGCAGAGACGAAGAAGGCGUUCAAAAAGCUUCCGAAUCUCGAACAGGCGAUCACGGCUCUCUCGAAUUUGAAAGGCGUAGGCACCACGAUGGCGUCGGCCCUGCUGGCGGCGGCGUCGCCGGAGAACGCGCCGUUCAUGGCGGACGAAUGCCUGAUGGCAAUACCGGAAAUCGAGGGCAUCGAUUACACUACCAAGGAGUACCUCAACUUUGUUCAGCACAUUCAAAACACCGUGGAGAGGCUGAACAAACAAACGACGAACGGGAAGCCAUGGAGUCCGCACAGGGUGGAACUAGCGCUGUGGACACACUACGUUGCGUCCGAGCUGAAGCCGGAGCUCCUCGACGGGAUUCCAGGCUCGACGGAGAACGGGAACUCCCAUCCGCCGAGCAACGGCGAGGCAACAGAACCGUCGGAUGACAGUAAUCAGGAAGUGGCGGUGAACGGCAAGGAGCCAGGCAGUAUUGAUCCGGCGGCCAUCGACGAGAACAGCACGACUACCUCCUUCACCGAGGACUCGAUGGAUAAACCGGCGACUCCGAUCACAGUGGCAGUCGCCAGCGAAGACACGAACGAUUCCCUCGCCACGAACGACAACGAGGACAGUAACAAUACGCCGCGACCGACCGACAGCGAGGACACCGAGGACUCGCAAGACGCGCAGGAACCGCCCAGCAAGAAGAGCAAGAAGUGACCCACCACCAGCCAGGGAGCCACCAAUGCGAGCAACAACGUCAGCACCCUCGUGUCGGCCGCCAAUCUAACGCUGAUCGCAGCGAGGCGCUUCUAAAAUCCGCCAGGGUCACCGAUCAGGGUCAAGGAUAGUAGACCUUGUAGCUACCAUCGCACCAUCACGAUCGUUUCUCGAUGAUUCUCCUUCGCUUCAGCUCUCUCUUUCUCUUUCAUUCUUCCCCCCCUCCCUCUCUCUCUCUCUCUCUUUGCCUUUCUCAUGUAUACACACUCAUCCUCUUUCUUCCUUUCCCAUGAAAACUCAUCGUUUGUUUCAUCUCUCCUCAUCUCCCCUUCUCGCAUCACCGACGAUAUUUCUCGAGUUCCUGUUCUUAAUCCGUUCCCCGUUUUAUUUUUAUAUGAUUCUCACGCUUCACGUUCGUCACCCAUGCACUUCUGUCUCCUUGCCAAACACCUUCGUACAAUCUUCUUCUUGAGAUUCUUGUGUAAAAUAGAGCAUUCUCGUACACACGAUGGACUGUUACACGCGAAGGCACCUUGCCGGUUUUUAGAUCGAUCGCGAGGCUUCCCCUGUCGAUCGGGGGCAGAAAGAAAAGAGGUAAAGCUCUCGGACCAACGUCUCGAAGAUCACGCACGCGGACUCGCCUUUUUCUUUAGCCCAUAGUUUACUUCGCUUUCUCUCGACGAUUCCCAUUGACGGAACAUCGGUGUUUCGUUUGUUCACGAAUCGGCGGAGGAAAACACUCGAGAGGCCGUGGAGCUUUUCCUGUUUUUUCUGGUAUUCUGCCGCGGAUAUUAUCCUCUGUUCUCGGCUUGUCCGAACGAGGCGAUCUCGAUGCUGCCUUUUUCAGCGGAUUCGUUUCCCAGCCUCUCCUCCUCCCCCUCAACAUCGUCCUUUCCCAGCUUUCACGUCGCUCGGCAGUGAAACGACCGUAGCCUUUUAUCGACGAGAACGAUAAUAUCAUUCCUUUGUACCAUGAUUUGUACCGCGUGUUCAAGGCUGCCGAUGAAUUACGAACGCGAUUCGAAUAGGUCGAAAACACACGUUGACACGCUUUUUUGGGUAUACACGUAUAUAGCAUAUAUAUAUGAGCGUAGUGCGUUCUAUGUGUGUAUUGUGUGCGCGAAUGCGUGUAUGAGGAAGACGUAGAGAAAGAAAGAAAGGAAGAAAGAGAGAGCGCUAACGUGUGUGUGUGUAUAUGCGUGCGCGCGCGCGCGCGCGUGCGUGUGUGUGUGUGAGAGAGAGAAAGAGAGAGAUAGUGAUGCGUUCUGAAGAGAAGAAAGCGAAGACCGUAAAAUUAGGUGUUAGAGAAAGAAAGAUCGAGCAACUGAUUCCGUGACCAGCAAGAGAAUUAACGGGGCGGUACACCGAACACACAAUGAUAAUAUUAAUAUUAAUAAUUAUUAUAAUUAUAAUACAGAAUCAUUACCAUAAUUUAUAUACCUAAACGAAUCUGCAUGUCGGAGCGAUGCAUAAAGCAAAACCAAAUACCUUGUAAGUAAAAGAAACUUUAGAAGGAAAUAAAAGUAACGCUUUUUUGAAUCCACCAAGAACGAGAGAACGAGUGCAAGUGGCGACAGACCUGGAAAACUACACACUAUACACACACAUACUUAACACACCACGUAUAUAUGUAUAUACAUAUAUAUGCAUACAUACAUACAUAUAUAUACAUAUAUAUAUAUAUAUAUAUACACAUACAUAUAUAUAAAUAAACAAUUGAGAUACGGAAGCACCUCAUCCACACGCGAGACACGAUAUCACCAUCAGCAUCGUCGUGUCGAGGUUUUCGUGUACGGGAAUUUAACUAGUAUUUUUGCAAUUAAUUAAACAGUUAUCGUCGAUCGUUCGAGCGAACACGAAACAGAGAAAAAAAGAGCUUACGAUCGACGAGAUGGAAUACCAAUAACGACGAUAUCUCGAUGAUGAUCGAGAUAAAAAGAACGAACCAAGCGAUCCGAACGAGUACGCUAUACAUACAUACUAUACGACUAUACGGAGCUAUUUAACGCGAAGAGUUUGCGACCGACUACAAAACACGGAAAAAGAUAGACAGCAAGAGAGUGAAAGUGAAAAUGCGAGAGAGUGCAUAAUAGGUUGUGUGUGGCCCGAACAUGGGAACGAGAGAACGUGAGCGUGUGAAAAAACGAGAGAGAGCGAGAGAUAAAGGAAAUUACAAGGAGGAAAAGAAAAACCACUAUAACUUGAUCGAAAAAAAACGUUCAUUCAAAUUUUAUAAAUAUACAUAUUAUAUAAAUAUAAAUAUAUAUUUGUAAUUUAGAACACUGAGCGGUCGAGGGGCUGCCCUUUAGUACCGAAUCCUAUUAUCAUUUGACACGCGGUCGCACUUCUUUCGCCUGCACGAAAGAGAAUUCAAAACGGAGAGAGCCGGGACACAGAGGAGACUUGAGUACUUCCGGUGCAUCAAUUGUCAGUGUGUCGUUGCAUCCCUCUCCUUUAUAAAAUACGGAAACGAACCAGCGGAGAAAUACAGAAGGGCAAGAGGAAGUCGAAGACAAGAGGAGAAAGAGUAUAAAUGGAGACGCAGCCGGCGUUGAUGAUCAAUCUACUCAAUAAAAACUGUAGCGAACAGUUCUAUUUA
Messenger RNA from Megalopta genalis, 5787 nucleotides. It is a transcript of the gene Amun, whose product is annotated as protein amun. The record is from RefSeq and is a predicted model, not a curated record. Lineage: Eukaryota; Metazoa; Arthropoda; Insecta; Hymenoptera; Halictidae.